CCCACGGGCUCCCUUCUCGGCAGAGUGGCCACCCCGGGCUGCUGGCACUGACCAUGAUGGACCUGAAAGUGGACGAGGAGGAGGUGGACAGCGGGCAGCCGGUGAGCAUCCAGGCCUUCGCCAGCAGCUCCACCCUGCACGGGCUCUCGCACAUCUUCUCGUACGAGCGGCUGUCGCUGAAGCGCGUGGUCUGGGCGCUUUGCUUCCUGGGCUCGCUGGCGCUGCUCGCCCUGGUCUGCACCAACCGCAUCCAGUACUACUUCCUGUACCCCCACGUCACCAAGCUGGACGAGGUGGCGGCCACCAGGCUCACCUUCCCCGCCGUCACCUUCUGCAACCUCAACGAGUUUCGCUUCAGCCGCGUCACCAAGAACGACCUGUACCACGCCGGCGAGCUCCUGGCCUUGCUCAAUAACAGAUACGAGAUCCCAGACAUCCAGACAGCCGAUGAGAAGCAGCUGGAGAUCCUGCAGGACAAGGCCAACUUCCGAAACUUCAAGCCCAAACCUUUCAACAUGCUGGAAUUUUACGACCGGGCUGGCCACGACAUCAGGGAGAUGCUGCUGUCCUGCUUCUUCCGUGGGGAGCAGUGCACCCCCGAAGACUUCAAAGUGCUCGGAAGGGACCGGCAGCACCGUCACUGAGGGGAUGCUGUUGGGGUUUGGAGGCCCAGGCUGUCCCCAGGAGCACGUGUGGCUCCGUACAGCUCCGUGGGCUGCUCCCACGUGGGCACAGCUCCCCGGGAUCAUUUGGGCUCUGCAAAGCAGGGUUGUGCCGGGCUGGAAGCUGCCAUGGUGAGGAGGCUCCAGUGGAGAAGCAGGGAGAGCACGCAUGGCAGAAUCCCUUGGGAACACAGGUCCCGGUGGCUCCGUGCUGCGCCCUGCCAUGGAGCCUGUUCUUGUGCUGUGGAUCCAGCACACAAUAAAGCCUUUAUCCCUGCUCUGCCUGGCCCCAUCCAGCUGGGGACGGAACAGUGCCGGCUAUUCGGGGCUGCCUAAUCAAUUCGGCAGCCGCGGCCGCUGCUCCCGAGCAGCUCCGGCGUGGGGACUCCUUCGGGGUCCCCAUCCUCGUCACCAGCCCAGGGGUGUCCCCCUCGUGUCCCACACUGAGCAUGGCUGGGUGUGUGCAGAGCCCAGGUCCCGGUGCAGUUUGGGUGAUUUUAAUCAUCGGCAUUAAAUUCCUGUCAUGGGCUCUUUGCACGAGCAGGUGUCUGUUGUCAGCCAUGAGGCGUUUAUUUGUUAAAUGGAGGCACGUUGCACCCGGAGGGGGCUGGAUCCCCUCCAGCAGGGCCAGCUCCGUCCCGUGCCUGGUUCUGAUGUUGGCUCCUGCCAGGGCACGGCCGCGUUUUCUGCGCCGAACCAUCCUCAGGCACCUUCAUCCCUGCUCCCUCCCUGCAUCCCUUGGGUUCCAAAUCCCUGUGUUCUGCAUCCCCUUCAACCAGCAAAAGCCAAACAGGCUCGCAGCUGGUUUGUUAUUCCUGCCUGGAUUAUUCCUUGCAAGCAGGUUGGGAUGAUUUAAUGGAUUUGAUUAGAGGAAGCUGGCUCUCUGCUGCGUCUCUGUUGCUCCUUGGGGUCUGGCACGGGGAGGUCUGUGUGUGGUGGGGCUGGGAUGGGCUCCUGGCACUCUCAGAAGCUUGUAGGGGAUUGUCUCAGCAGCAAAUUCCUGCUGCCUCGCUGCUCCCUGCACGGGCUGAGCUGGGCUCGGUGCUGCCCUGGGCCUGGUGGCUGAUCUGGGGGUGCUGGGGACCAGAACCAGGCUUGCACCACCUGCCCUGGUCCUGGCAUUGCUCAUCCCCCUCCAUGUCCCCCCCGAGCUGUGUGCAGGGUACAGGGACACCCCAGCUGAGCUGAGCAGGCUCAGACUCAUCCCAAACUGCAGAGUGAACCCUCUAAAGAGAUCAGGGGGGGACAAUUGGCCCACCCCAGCUCUGCCCUGGCUCCUCACAGCCCCUCCAGAACCGGGCAGUGUUUGGUGCCCAGCAGAGCUCCCCCUGCAUCAGCCCAGGACAGGCACAAGGAUGCACAGGGAGGUGCCUUGGUCUCCUCCCCAAAAUCCUGGCAUGACCUCAAAGCCUGGAGAGGCAAGCACAGAGCUGAGGGGCAAGUCUUGAACCUGAGGGACAUGGGGGAAGGUUUCCCCGUGCCCAGAGCCCCACACAGGGAUGGGACAGACAGGGACAGACACAUUUCCCUUUGCAGGAGGGGCUCGCCCUCGCUGUCGCCCCGUUUUGAGGCCACGCUCCCUGGCACCCUCAUUAGCAGCACGGAUCGAUGUUUCACUCUUCCUGCUUCAUUAUUUAUGAGCUGGAGCCGUCCCUCCCCUGCGGGAGCUCUCAGCCCCCCCUCGGCUCCUGCUCCUUCCUCCCCUCACUGCGAGGUUCCCCCGGGGCCCCGCACACCCACGGGGACGGCGCCUCACCCAGCAAGGGAGAGGCUCCCAUCUCUGGGCUCUGAAUCCAGGCAAGAAGGAGAAUCGCUGAGGAUGAGCUUCCUCUCCACACCCCAGCAUGGGAAUUGUGGCUGCACCAUCUCGGGAAGGUGGCCCGUGCUUGGGAAGCCCUUUGGGGUGGUCGGUGCAGCCAGGGGGGCAGGAGUGGCUGUGCCCAGGGGUGGCACAAUGUGGAUUUGCAGCUUUUCCUUCUCACACCCUGUGAACCCACCCCAUCCCUGCCAUGCUCUGGGGCACGGUGGCUGAGCCCAGAGCCCUGGGCAGUGUGCAUGGGACAGCCUGGAUGAGCUGGAGAGGAUUAAGACCUCUGGACCGUUUCCAUGAGGCUCCAGGGCUGAGCUGGCACUGGGGAGAAUUGAGUUUGACGUGGUGAUCGUGCCGCUGCCUUUUGCAUUGGAUUCUGCAUCCUCUGCCCUGCAAACACCGGGUGCACAGAGCCAGAGCCAGGCAGGGAGCAGGAAGGGUCUGCAGCAGCCCCAGCAAACCCCAACCACACUCCUCUUCUCCUCCCUGCUCCCAUCUCCAGGGCAGAGCAGGAGCUCCUGUGAUGGAGAACAGAUCCUGUUCCCCACUGCUGGGCCUGCCCCCCCUCCUUCUGACCCCUCUGCACCCUGCUGAACCCCACUAGACCCCUCCAGAUCCUGCUGCACCCUCAGACUCUGCGACACCCCAGUGUGUGCACCCCCAAAACCCCUCUGCACCCCUGGGCUCCCUGCUCAGCCCGCCUCGCUCCAGCUGGGGGUGUUGGAGCUCUGCUCCUGCCACCCCAGGAGCAUGGUGGCUUCUUCCCCUGG
Zonotrichia albicollis (white-throated sparrow) is the source of this 3242-nucleotide messenger RNA. Lineage: Eukaryota; Metazoa; Chordata; Aves; Passeriformes; Passerellidae. The record is from RefSeq and is a predicted model, not a curated record.